Cercocebus atys (sooty mangabey) is the source of this 1277-nucleotide messenger RNA. It is a transcript of the gene MMACHC, whose product is annotated as methylmalonic aciduria (cobalamin deficiency) cblC type, with homocystinuria. Gene Ontology annotation, biological process: cobalamin metabolic process. Gene Ontology annotation, cellular component: cytoplasm. The transcript has 4 exons. Lineage: Eukaryota; Metazoa; Chordata; Mammalia; Primates; Cercopithecidae. The record is from RefSeq and is a predicted model, not a curated record. Bases 131 to 997 code for a protein of 288 amino acids. Gene Ontology annotation, molecular function: FAD binding; cyanocobalamin reductase (cyanide-eliminating) (NADP+) activity; demethylase activity.
AUAGCCAAUACUGUCCCGCUAUUUUACCCGUUUCCUACCUGGGAAAUGGAGUCGAAGUUGACUCAAAACGUAACGGCCCAAUUGUCCUUGAGACUUCAUUCCCCGGCAAGCUCAGCGUGUAACGUGCGCCAUGGAGCCGAAAGUCGCAGAGCUGAAGCAGAAGAUCGAGGACACGCUAUGUCCUUUUGGCUUCGAGGUUUACCCCUUCCAGGUGGCAUGGUACAAUGAACUCUUGCCUCCAGCCUUCCACCUACUGCUGCCAGGACCUACCCUGGCCUUCCUGGUACUCAGCACACCUGCCAUGUUUGACCAGGCCCUCAAGCCCUUCUUGCAGAGCUGCCACCUCCGAAUGCUGACCGACCCAGUGGACCAGUGUGUGGCCUACCAUCUGGGCCGUGUUAGAGAGAGCCUCCCAGAGCUGCAGAUAGAAGUCAUUGCUGACUACGAAGUGCACCCCAACCGACGCCCCAAGAUCCUGGCCCAGACAGCAGCCCAUGUGGCAGGGGCUGCUUACUACUACCAACGACAAGAUGUGGAGGCUGACCCAUGGGGGAACCAGCACAUAUCAGGUGUGUGCAUACACCCCCGAUUUGGGGGCUGGUUUGCCAUCCGAGGGGUAGUGCUGCUGCCAGGGAUAGAGGUGCCAGAUCUGCCACCCAGAAAACCUCAUGACUGUGUACCUACAAGAGCUGCCCGUAUCGCCCUACUCGAAGGCUUCAAUUUCCACUGGAGAGACUGGACUUACCGGGAUGCUGUGACACCCCAGGAGCGCUACUCAGAAGAGCAGAAGGCGUACUUCUCCACUCCGCCUGCCCAACGAUUGGCCCUGCUGGGCUUGGUUCAGCCCUCAGAGAAGCCUAGUUCUCCCUCCCCAGACUUUCCCCAGACUUUCCUCCCCAGACUUUCCACACACACCCCCAAGAAGCCUGGGAAUCCCAGCAGAGCCCGGAGCUGGCUCAGCCCCAGGGUCUCACCACCUGCAUCCCCUGGCCCUUGAUACCUUUCUCCCAUGUAGACCCUGAUUUAUGGAGGUACUUGCUAGGACUUAAUUGGCUUUGGCAAAGGAAAAGGUUCUGAGUACAAGAUUACUAUUUUUAAUAAUACCGUAGAGCUCUUCCAUGAAGGUAACAAGGCUCAAGGAAGUUAAGUUUGGCCAAGAUAAAGGCCAGGAAACCAGAAUUCCCAUCUGCCUUCAAAUGCAAUUUUUUUUUUUUUAAAGACAGUCUCACUCUUGUCACCUAGGCUGGAGUGCAGUGACACAAUCUCCGCUCACUGCA